AUGGCAACAUCUUUGCAGUCCAUCACCCAGAUAAUGAUUUACCAGCCUCCGAGUUAUCAGCCUCCGCAGUCUCAAGACCCAGCUUCCAGCCUUCAAGCCUCAAGACCCAGCUCCCAGCCUUCGAGCCCGAAGACCCAGAGCCCAGCCUUCGAGCCCGAAGACCCGGAACCCUGCCUUCGAGCCCGAAGACCCAGAGCCCAGCCUUCGAACCCGAAGACCCAGCGCCCAGCCUUCAAGCCCGAAGACCCAGAGCCCAGCCUUCGAGCCCGAAGACCCAGAGCCCAGCCUUCGAGCCCGAAGACCCAGAACCCUGCCUUCGAGCCCGAAGACCCAGAGCCCAGCCUUCGAACCCGAAGACCCAGCGCCCAGCUUUCGAGCCCGAAGACCCAGAGCCCAGCCUUCGAGCCCGAAGACCCAGAGCCCAGCCUUCGAGCCCGAAGACCCAGAGCCCAGCCUUCGAGCCCGAAGACAGAGCCCAGCCAUAUCCUGUCCUGA
Mobula hypostoma (lesser devil ray) is the source of this 495-nucleotide messenger RNA. RefSeq names its product zinc finger protein 768-like. Bases 1 to 495 code for a protein of 164 amino acids. Lineage: Eukaryota; Metazoa; Chordata; Chondrichthyes; Myliobatiformes; Myliobatidae. The record is from RefSeq and is a predicted model, not a curated record. The transcript has 2 exons.